Drosophila novamexicana is the source of this 3102-nucleotide messenger RNA. RefSeq lists its product as uncharacterized. Gene Ontology annotation, cellular component: nucleus. Gene Ontology annotation, molecular function: protein binding. The coding region runs from base 1 to 3102 and encodes 1033 amino acids. The record is from RefSeq and is a predicted model, not a curated record. Gene Ontology annotation, biological process: regulation of transcription by RNA polymerase II. The transcript has 5 exons. NCBI's taxonomy places the organism in Eukaryota, Metazoa, Arthropoda, Insecta, Diptera, Drosophilidae.
AUGGCUGCCAACGAGAUUAUGGCACCGACAGUCAAUGCCAACUGUCAAUAUUCGACCAGAUAUUGCUGGGAAGCUGAAAAAGUCAAAUCAUUGAUCAGAUUACGCGCUGAACUCUCACCACUCUUCACGGGCAAGAGAAACGCCUCGAAAUAUGCCUGGGCCGUCGUCGAGCGUGAGCUUAAUGUGCCGCUGCCGCUGUCGAAGAUCAUCAAGAAAUGGAACAAUCUGCUGCAGGAGUACAAGGCCAUCAAAAUGUCCGAGGAGCCGAAGCGGCGGGAAUGGCCGUUCUUUACACUGAUGGACGUGUAUUUCAGCGACCAGGUCAACGAUCCCUCGUUGCGCCUGUUCUCGUCCACCAAGACACUAAAGGAGACACUGGACGACAGCGUCUUCGAGGAUGAUCCGAUCAUUGCAUCGGCUAUUGCGGCAGCCACCAGCGGCGCCUAUAUGGAAAUCGAUGAGCUGAUCAGGCGGCAGAAGGAGCGCGCCGCCCUCGCUGCCGAGCGCAAAUUGGCAGCAGCGGCCAGCGGCGCUAGCGGCGACUAUAAAUACGAUCUGAAGCCAAUGCUGGCCAACAACAACAGCGGCAACAAGUUCAACAGCAACAGCGAGAUGGUAAAGCUCUCCAAGAGCGUUGACGAUUUAUCCAUGCAGCAGUACAAGAUUAAGCAGGAGCUGAUGCGGCAGCGGGAGCAGGAGCAGCAGGAGAACAUGGUCAAGAUCAAGCAGCAUGCGCGCCAGCAGCAGCAACAGCAGCAGCAGCAACAACAGCAGCAGCAGCAGCAACAUCACCAGGCCCAACAGCAGCAACAGCAGCGUUUCAUGAGCCACCAGCCGUCACUUUCGCCGCAUCCGCAUCGCCUGUCCUCGUCCUCGACACCGCCAGGCUUGCAGCAUGCGCUGCAGCAGCAGCAGCAUCUGCUGCAGCAGCAACAGCAGCAUUUACAGCAGCAUCUGCAACAGCAGCAGCAACAGGCUCAGCAGCAGCUACAGCAACAGCAACAACAGCAUCAUCAUCAGAUCGCACACCCACAUCAGCCACCCACGCCGCGCCCCUGUUCGCCGCCUACCACUGCUCAACAGAUCCACAUCACGGCCACACAGCACCAGGCAGCCCAACAGCAGCUGCAGCAGCAGCAGCAGCAGCAGCAGCAACAGCAGCAACAGCAGCAGCAGCAACACAAGCAACAGCAGCAACAGCCCUACACCGAUCCCAAUACCAUAGAUCAGUACCUGCUGUCGUGGAACAAUUUCCAUGGCAACAUGUGCCGCGGCUUUCACUCUCUGCAGAAGGACGAGAAGAUGGUGGAUGUGACCAUCGCAGCAGGCGGAAAAAUAUUUAAGGCCCACAAACUGGUGCUGUCCGUUUGCAGUCCGUAUUUCCAGCAGAUCUUCCUAGAGAAUCCAUCCAGUCAUCCCAUACUGCUGAUGGCCGACGUCGAGGCCAGCCACAUGGCCGGCUUGCUCGACUUUAUGUACAGCGGCCAGGUGAACGUCAAGUAUGAGGAUCUGCCCGUGUUUCUCAAGGUCGCCGAGGCCAUGAAAAUCAAGGGGCUACACACAGAGAAAAACUUGGACAGCGAUGCCAGCGACAUCAGCUCGCCGCUAGAGAGCGAUGGCACCGAGUGCCGCUACGAGCGUGGAACACACAGCGUCAACAUCACUAGUGGGCAUGCCGCCGGCUAUGGACCAACAGCUCUGGAGCAGUCACCUCUGAAUGGGCCCAACCGAUGCGCCACGCCUUUAUCGCUGGCCAGUCCGGGCGGUGGUCAAGCACAGGCGCAGGCACAGGCACAGGCGCAGGCGCAGGCACAGGCACAGGGCUAUACUGGCUUCCGUGAACACAUUAAGUCGAAGGCUACGUUGGCCGAGAGCUUUAUAAAGAAUCUCAAUCGCAACAAUAACAACAACAGCAACAGCACCAACAACAACAACUACAACACUCUUGGCAGCAGCAACAACAACAACAACAAUAACAAUAAUAACAACAACAAUGUCAGCAACUCGAAUCUGGCAGAGGCGGAAAGCAAUUCCUUUGCGAUCCUGCAAGCCAACAGCAAAAAGAUGCUCGACUCGGCACGUAAACAGCACAAGUACCUGGCCAAGCGCAAGAUCCUGAUGCACUAUAACACAGAGCUGGGCGGCGAAAAGCGCUUGAAGGAGAUGGAUCGGGAGCGAUAUCCAAGUGCUGAGCGAAAUGACGACGCCCUGAACAACAAUCACGCAUAUGCCCACAGCCAGGAUAUCAUGGAGCCCAUCACAACGAUUGUGCCACGGACGCCGGAGCCGCAGCCACCGCCAGCUACGCACAACAAUAACUUCAAGAUACGGCUCGUGGAGAAUCAUCAUCUGACCAAUAGCAACAACAGCGGCAGCAAGAGUUCCGGAAAUAACAACAACAACAACAACAAUGGAGGGCCUGAUGAUGAGGAAGCCUUGAAUCUGGUACAAACGCCCAAUGUCAAUGGCAAUCGGGCACGCCCACAAACCCCAACGCCUCCGCCCGAUAUUCAGCUGGUGAAGCGUGAAGUGGAGCUUGAGGCGUCGCCAGGUGAAGCCACAAACAACAACAACAACAAUGGACACGAUGAAGAUCUCUCCGCCUAUGAGCGUAAAUACGAUGACAACAACAACAAUCGCGGCUUGGACAUGGAAACUGAUUCGAACAACAACAGCAACAAGGGCAACACCGAGACGAACAACAACAAUGCCGAAGCCGGAGCCGGAUUGGCACUGGCGCUGGGCAAGCACAAACUGUUAAAUGCGAUCAAUCGAAACCUGGAACUGGAGCAACAGCAACAGCAACAUGUUACCGACCGUGAACGGGCAGAUGCAACUGAACAUGGCGGCAGCGGCAACAACAACAACAACAAAAGCAGCAGCAAUGGCGAGCACGACAACGAUGACAACAACAACAACAACAACAAUCACAGCCAGCACCUGGACUUGAGUACCAUCAAGAAUAUAGCCACAGCGGAGAUAUUGUGUGGCCUGAAGAGCAAGGUGCUCAAGCUAGAGGAGGAGCAGCGCGAGCGGGAGCGCGAACGGGAGCGAGAGAGGGAAGCCUUGCGCAGCCUGAGCGAGAUUAAGAAUGCCGAUUGA